Ceratosolen solmsi marchali is the source of this 937-nucleotide messenger RNA. RefSeq names its product cuticle protein 21-like. The annotation marks the transcript as partial. The record is from RefSeq and is a predicted model, not a curated record. NCBI's taxonomy places the organism in Eukaryota, Metazoa, Arthropoda, Insecta, Hymenoptera, Agaonidae. Gene Ontology annotation, cellular component: extracellular matrix. The transcript has a single exon.
GGGCCCUCGGUCCCUUCCAUUCAACAGCUCGUCGUCCUUGCGGCCGUGGUGGCCUGCACCAAGGCUGGAUUCCUGGCCCCGGCAGGAGUCGCGUACUCAGCGCCUCUCUCGUACUCACCGGGACCAGCGGUUCACUCGGCGCCUCUCUCGUACUCACCGGGACCGGCGGUUCACUCGGUGCCUGUCGCCCACGCGGUCCACGCGGCUCCGGUCGCCUAUGCGGCCGCUCCCGUGGCCAAAGCCGUCAUCGCCAAGACCGUCGACGAGGAGUACGACCCCAACCCCCAGUACAGCUACUCGUACGACGUCCACGAUGGCAUAACCGGGGACGCCAAGACUCAGCAGGAGACACGUAACGGCGAUCAGGUUCAGGGCAGCUACUCCCUUCUGGAGGCCGACGGCACGAGGCGCAUCGUCGAGUACACGGCCGACCCCCAGAAUGGCUUUAACGCCGUAGUCCACAAGGAGCCCGCGACGGUCGCUGUCAAGGCCGUCGCUCCCGUUGUAGCCAAGGUUCACGCGGCCCCGGUGGCCUACGCCGCCCCCGCUGCCCCUGUAGCCUACGCCGCUCCUGCUGCCUCUGUGGCCUACGCCGCGCCCGCGGCACCGGUGGCCUACGCCGCCCCCGCAGCACCCGCUGCCAUCAUCAAGUCUCACAACUACUACUAAGCAUAUCGUCAUCAACAGUACAGCAUCUACCAGCAGCAGCAACAGCACAGCAGCGGCAGCAGCGUGGCACGUGAUCAUCUUGAUAAUCUUGCGACGCACAUUAAGGACAAUAAGGACUCUCUCUAAUCCUAUACCACGACUGAUUAUCAUAUUAUUUGCACUGCUGCACUUGUGCAGGGGUGACCGUUUUCGAUAGACUCUUUGUAUUUUUGUAAAUUAAGUUAUCCGACGAACUCUGUAAAUAUACUCAAUAAAAUUGUUCGAUACA